AGGCCUACACUCACCAUGUCGUCGUCAGGUAGCGGCCUGUUCAACCGCGGUGGUGGGAGCGGCAACCAGAACACGAUGCGCGGCUUGGUGUCCUUCAUUGCCGACCUGAGAAAUGCCCGCGCCAGAGAACUCGAGGAGAAGCGCAUUAACAAAGAGCUGGCAAACAUACGAUCAAAGUUCAAGCAGGGCGGCUUGAGUGGCUACGACAAGAAGAAAUACGUGUGCAAGCUGCUGUACAUCUACAUUCUGGGCUGGAAUGUCGACUUUGGCCAUCUCGAGGCCGUCAACCUCGUCUCGGCUACAAAGUACUCGGAGAAGCAGAUUGGUUACUUGGCUGUUACGCUGUUCCUGCACGAAGAACAUGAGCUGCUGCAUCUGGUUGUCAACAGCAUUCGCAAGGACUUGGCCGAUAUCAACGAACUCAACAACUGCUUAGCUCUGCACGCCAUUGCCAAUGUCGGAGGAAAGGAGAUGGGCGAGGCCUUGGCUUUUGACGUUCACAGACUGCUCAUCUCUCCUACACAGCNNACGUCCAAACCAUUCGUCAAGAAGAAGGCUGCCCUAACUCUCUUGCGUCUCUACCGUAAAGCACCCAGCAUUGUACAGGCCGAAUGGGCAGAGCGCAUCAUCUCCAUCAUGGACGAUACAGAUAUGGGUGUUGCUCUUUCCGUUACAUCGCUCGUCAUGAAGCUUGCCCAGGAUGACCCCGAUCAGUACAAGGGUAGUUACGUCAAGGCCGCCCAACGCCUGCAGAAGGUCGUCGUCGAACACGAAUGCGCUGGCGAUUACUAUUACUACAAGGUGCCUUGCCCCUGGAUACAGGUCAAGCUCCUACGUUUGAUGCAAUACUUCCCUCCCUCGGACGACUCACAUGUACGCGCUCUAAUUCGCGAGUCUUUACAAAAGAUCAUGGAUAAUGCCAUGGAGGCACCCAAAAACGUCCAGCAAAACAAUGCUCAAAAUGCCGUUCUCUUCGAAGCCAUCAAUCUUACAAUCCAUCUCGAUACCGAGCAAGAAUUGAUGAUGCAGAUUUCUUCGAGGUUGGGCAAAUUCAUUCAAUCCAGAGAAACCAAUGUGCGCUAUCUCGGUUUGGAAGCAAUGACACAUUUGGCUGCACGUUCCGAGAACCUUGAUCCUAUCAAGAAACACCAGAGCAUCAUUGUCGGAUCUUUGCGCGAUCGCGACAUCAGUGUGAGGAGGCAAGGUCUUGAUCUGCUCUACAGCAUGUGCGACACAACAAAUGCUAAGCCCAUUGUUGGUGAGCUCUUGAAGUACUUGCAGACCGCUGAUUAUGCCAUCCGCGAAGAGAUGGUACUCAAGAUUGCGAUUUUGACUGAAAAGUACGCCACCGACAUCCAGUGGUAUGUCGACAUCUCACUAAGACUGAUCGCCAUGGCUGGUGAUCACGUCAGCGAUGAGGUGUGGCAGAGAAUUAUCAUGAUUGUUACCAACAAUGAUGAGCUCCAAGUAUAUGCUGCAUCCAACAUUCUCGAGUACCUCCGUGCAGAGCAAUGUCAUGAGAUGCUUGUCAAGAUUGGCAGUUACCUGCUAGGAGAAUUUGGUCACUUGAUCGCCGACAGCCCCAAAUGCAGUCCUAUCGAGCAAUUCAUGGCAUUGCAGUCCAAGUUCAAUGGCAGCUCGUCCAGUACGCGCGCCAUGAUGCUAUCUGCGUUCAUCAAGUUUGUCAACUUGUUCCCUGAAAUCAAGCCACAGCUUCUGCAGGCUUUUAAGACAUAUAGCCAUACCCUGGACUCUGAGCUCCAACAACGCGCAUGCGAGUAUCUGACAUUGGCAACAAUGCCGACAGACGACCUGCUUCGAACAGUCAUGGAUGAGAUGCCUCCUUUCCCUGAGCGUGCUUCCGCACUGCUUUCUAGACUACACUCCAGACAACAUAACACAACAGACAAGCGCACAUGGGUGGCAGGCGGCAAAGACGCGAACAAGGAUCUCAAUGAGCGAAACAAUACCUUGAAACGCACUUUCAGCGCUGGCAAUCCUCUUGACACGACGGCUGCCGCGCAGUCACCCACCAAAGCCAACGGCAGCAAAACACCAGCAGACGAACUCGCCGGCCUGGACUGGGGCACAGAAACGAAAACGCCAAACUUUGCCAGUGCAGACCAUCUAUCACCAGGCUGGGAGCGCGGCCACGCUCGCAUGCUCAUGGUGCCUGAAGGUAUCCUCUACGAAGACAGUCAAAUCCAAGUCGGCGUCCGCUCAGAGUACCGUGGCGAGCUGGGCUGCAUAAUCCUCUACUUUACCAACAAAUCCUCCUUCGCCGUCAACUCCUUCACCACAACCCUCAACAACCCUUCUCCUGAGCAUGUCAAAAUCGAUAUAAAGUCACUGCCUGAAACUACAGUGCAGCCUUCAACACAAACACAAGCAAUGAUCAUGCUGGAAGCCAAAACCGUCUUCACCCUCGCUCCCACAAUCCGCAUCUCCUGGCUCGCAGGCGCCCUCCAAGCACUAACACUACAGUUACCUCUUGCCAUCCACAAAUACCUUGAACCCGCCUCUCUGUCUGCCGAUGACUUUUUCAAACGCUGGAAACAGAUUGGCGGGCCUGGUCCCCGUGAAGCCCAACGCAUCUUUGCUGGUAAAGAUGUUGCGCCAGUGCCCACUCGCCGCAUUCUUGAAGGGUUCAAGUGGGGUGUGCUUGAUGAUGUGGAUCCGAACAAGAAGAAUUUUGUUGCGGCGAGCGUGUUGCAUACGAGUCAGGCGGGCAAGAUUGGGUGUUUGAUUCGAUUGGAGCCGAAUACUAACAAUGGGAUGUACCGACUUACCAUCAGAGCAACUGACGAAUCCGUUCCUACGGUUCUUAUGGAGGCGAUGUGGAAGAGAUUGGCUCUGGGCGAAGCACCUUUCUACCCACCGUAG
Molecule: messenger RNA, 2883 nt
Organism: Aureobasidium vineae
Lineage: Eukaryota; Fungi; Ascomycota; Dothideomycetes; Dothideales; Saccotheciaceae
Source: the annotation of a GenBank genome assembly